Molecule: messenger RNA, 962 nt
Organism: Salvia splendens (bonfire salvia)
Lineage: Eukaryota; Viridiplantae; Streptophyta; Magnoliopsida; Lamiales; Lamiaceae
Exons: 2
Coding region: 353-847 (164 amino acids)
Source: RefSeq, a predicted model, not a curated record
ACGGUGGUGUGAUAUGGUAUUAGUUGUAUAAAAAUGAGUCAAAAGUGAAGUGGGUUAGGCUAACUGAUUCUCAUCUGAUGCGGGAUAAAUAGACAUAGGUUUUUGUGGAGAAAAUGAGAGGUGGCCCGCAUUUAAAGUGCCAAUAUUUGAAUUCAUCAACACAUCCAUCUGGGAUCUACCCUUCAUUGCCCAUACACCACAUAAUGCUCACCAGAAUUUAGUACUCUCUUUCAUAUUUCACCCCUUUUCCCAUUUCUCAUUAUUCUUUAAUGGGGUCGGGAAAAGCUUCACACCAACACCAAACCACCACCAUCACCAAUCUCUAGAUUAUAGCCAAGAAAAAGCAAAUGAAAUGGCAACAUGCGGCGGCCUACAGCAGUUGUUUGAGAUGCCAUUGCCUGAAAAUCCAUCAUUCCACAAUUCAUGGAAACACAUCCAAUCCAUGAAGGCUGCUGCAGGAGACAACAAUCACCAUCACCAUUCCUUUACAGAGAUAUUUGGUCAGCCAUACCUCAAGGAUCGAGAUCCUACAACCCCGCGUUCCCCUCUCUUCACGCUCUCUCCCACGUCCUCCCUGUCGUCGGAUGAGGAGGAGAUGAGGAAUCCGGCAAGGAGGCCCAUAUCUUGCAUGGGGAAGAGGUGCUUGCAGCCCAUAAGGCAGAAUGGGAGGUUUAUUCUGACGGAGAUCAGAAUCUCGACGCAGGAGUUCCUGCACGCCUGCCGCGAGAACGGACGGCUCAAGGUGCACGUCGUUCACUCCGACGAGGAGGAUGGCGACGUCGAGACCAUCCAUGGAGGAGAAGAGCAGCAGCAGCAGCAGCACCUGCAAAUAACAGCAACACCAUAGGUAGGCACCAGCUAAUUAAGUCUUGUUUGCAUCAAUGUCAAUGCCACCUCUUUAUUUUUGAAUCAUUCAAAUAAGACAGCUCUAGUAAUUCAUAAAAUGUUACUACUUCAUAGCA